Messenger RNA from Paramecium tetraurelia, 3339 nucleotides. RefSeq lists its product as uncharacterized. NCBI's taxonomy places the organism in Eukaryota, Ciliophora, Oligohymenophorea, Peniculida, Parameciidae. The record is from RefSeq and is a predicted model, not a curated record. The transcript is spliced from 2 exons.
AUGAUUAAGAAGCAUAGGAGAUGUUUUCGUUAUUAAAUAAGUAAUUGUCGUAAUUAAGGAAGAUUGCAUAUUAUAUAAGGAGAAUAUGAAAGAGAUAUGGCUAAAAUAUAGGCAGAAAUUAAUUAAUUGGAUAGAGGAGGAAUGAAAUUCUUAACUCCGGAAUAAGUUUAAAAGAAGUAUUAUUUAUAAAAUCUGAUGUCUCAAAGAUAAGCAACUCAUGGAAAGGAAUAACAAUUCUUAAGGAACCUAUAAAAUUAUAGAGAAUAGUAUAUUUUGAAUGAAAAAUUGAUGAACACUAAGGGUAUAUCGAAUCAAGAAAUGUAUAAGAAAAGAGAAGAAAUUUUGAAGAUGAAAUUACAAUAUGAGUAACUGUAGACAGAAAAAGCAAAGGUAUAUAGAGAAUAAUAAAAUCCAAAUACCUUAUCUAGUGUAGGGCUAUCGGUUUUGAUGGAUGUGAGUAAAAACCAGAAUUUCGAUGCAGCUAAAUAAAAGUUGAAUAAGGAUGAAGCAAGAUUAUAAUUUUUAAAAGCACGAUAAGCAGAUGAUAUUUUGCAUCGAGAUCUAGAUGAAGUUAUGAAUAGUGGCCCAGGGGAUAAUACAUCAAAUGAAGUUAGGUAUUUAUUGAAAUAAGGUAUUGGUAAAACUUAGAGGGAAUAAUUAGAACAUCUAUCAAAAAUCAGAGAAUAAUUAGAAGAGUAUAAUAAAGGUAAUACAAGGCUAGUCUUACCAUUUGAAUAAAUUAAUGAUAAUAAGAAAGCAAAUACUGAUUAAGAUAGUUAUUUAAAUGAGAUAGAUUAAUUAAGAAAAGACUAUGUUAAGGCUGGAGGAGUAGAUCCUAAUUUUUUAUUGAAUCUUUCUCAAUUAGAAAGAAAUAUAAAUAGAAAGGCAAAUGGUUCGUAGUAUGAUUUACCUUAAUAACCUCAAUAUGUCCAUAUUCCUUAAAAUUAAAGAAAUUCUUCAUACUAAUAACCAAUGGCUCCUAAUGUAUCAAUGGCUCCUAAUGUAUCCUAUUCACAACCAAAUCUGCAUCGCCAAUAAUAAGGAGCCAUCUAUCAACAAAACAAUCAAAUAAACUCAAAUUCCUUAUCAACUCAUCCAAUAUAUCAAUAUUUACCGUAGUCCUUUAGAGAAGAAUUGAAUAAGUUAUAAUUACAAACUCAGCCUAUGAAAAUUGAGGAGAAGAAGAAGAUUGAUCCUAACAAUGCAGAUGAUAUGACUUUAGAGUAUCUAAGAAAUCAAGAAGCUGAACUAUUAUUGAUGAUGAGUAAAUUAGACCCAAGAUCAGCUGACCAUUAAAGAUUAAUGGAUAAUUACAAGGAAUUAUAAAAGUUAAGAAACUUGAUAGAAAAGGCUGUCUUUGACAAAAGAGUUUCUGAUGCAAUCAAUAAGGACAAGGAAUAUAGAAAAAAACUAAUAAAAUAAUAAGUUAAUUUAUUUGAUAGAUCCAAUAGGGCAGUUCAUUAUGCAGCAAGUGAAGGAUUUGUACUCUUUUUUGAUUAUGCAUCGAUGGUUGAAAUUCAAUUUCAUACUUUAAGAAUAAAUUAUGGAAUAUUUAGAAAAGGUUCAGAUAUGUACCCAUAUAAACAAACGAAAGAUUCUCUAACAGCUUUUGAAACUUAUAGAACUAAUAAAGCAGUAUUCUUUGAUAGGGAUAUAAUUAGAGAUUUAGAAGCCUAUCCUGACACAUAUGUGUUUGUUGAAUUAUGGGGCUAUUAGUCCAAUAUACCUGAAGUUAUAGGAUGGUCAAUGAUCAGAUUAUUUUAGGAUGAAGGUAAAUUACUUAUCGGAAGAUUUCGAAUUCCAUUUUAUAGUCAAAAAUUAAAUCCGAAUUUCUUAUUCACUCAAGCAUUACCAUAUGUUAACAAUACUUUGGUUUAUGGUAGAAUUUGUCUUCCUGGAGACCCAAUCUUAGAUUCCAAUGAUAUUAUUGUAAUAGAAAGUGAAUAUGACAUGCCUGAUAUGCAUAUUCAUACUACUGCACAUGCAGCAUCUCUUGCUGAAAUUUAAGAUGUCUAUUUGAAUGAAUCCAAGAAGUUUGAGAAAAAGAAAGACAUUCCACCAGUUGAUUUAGGUCUAUCAAAUUAAACUUUUAAAUAAAAUAUCUCAUAACUAUCCUAUACUAAUCAAUCAGCUGAUAGUCCCGUAACAAAAAGUGGAGGAGCAACCACUAAAAUGAAAACCAGAUUCUCAAAUCGAGGUUCUAAAAAUUAGUCGAAAAAUACAACUCCAACUCCUGGAUCAUAAACUAAUAGAUAGAAAAGUUAAUUCGGAGAUGCAAAAUUAACAUUUAGAUUAAUUAAAUUGGCUAAAUUACCUACUAAUGAAUACAAAACAGCUCCGAUUAAAUUAAAGUUGGGUGUUUUUAAUGGGUCCAAGAUAUUAGAAGAUUUUGAAUAGUAGCCAUAGAUGGCUGUCUUAUAAUUAGAACCAACUAAAACAAAUGGCGAGAAGGAAAUUGAAUUCAAAACAAAACACGAGUUUACAUUAUCCCUAGAUUGGUUGUAUAAUUACAGAGGAGAUGAUGUUAUGUUAUUUAUGGGUUUAUUCAUUAAUUAAAAAGAUCUAUUUGGUUGGCUAGCCACUCCAUUAUUUUAUCUUGAUAAUGCAUAAAAUGAUUACAAAAUGAAAUUAGGGGCUUAUUCAUGCAAUUUAUUGGCUCCUCCAGGAUAAUCGCCUCCUUUUAAUCCAGAAACUAUGAAGAAAUAAGAAAUUGAAGUAGAUUUUAUUAUUAUGACAACUGAAUAAAAAGCUGAAUAAUUGCAAAUAUAUGAUACAUAUAUUAGCUUAAGUAAUUAAUCAAAAUUAGAUCAAUCUAAAAUGUCAAAUCUAAAUAAGUCUAGCAGAUCCUAAGGACCAAUCCCAAGCAUUUUUAAUAAGUCUCAAGACAAAUCAGUUGAUUAGGGUUAUGCUCAGAAAGUAGUCAUCUAGCUGGAAAUGCUUAAUGGAGUGAUUAGAGAUGAUGAAUAUAUAGUGGAUGUGGCUAUCUGUUGUAAAGAUAAGGUUGUCUAUGAUGUGAAUGAUGAACCUUGUAAAUAUAAAAUAGAUUAAACAUUUGAGAGCCAAAAAGGAGCAAUUCUGUUUGAAGAUGAAAAAAUUGAAUUUGAAAUUGAUUUUAAUAGUGAAAAGAAUCAAGGAAUUACUAAACAAGCUUGUUAAUUACUAUUGUAUUUCUCAACUAAAAAAGAUAAAGUCACAUGGUUUGUACAUGAUUUAAUUAAGUAUGGUAGAUAUUCCUUACCUACUUUGAAUCUACCUUUUUAAAAGCCUCCAAUAGAUAAAACCAAACUCUAAAACCAUGCUCUUAUGACACUAGCAUUUGAUUUGAAGCCUAUAUAAUGA